Drosophila montana is the source of this 1406-nucleotide messenger RNA. It is a transcript of the gene Tsp42Ek, whose product is annotated as Tetraspanin 42Ek. Gene Ontology annotation, cellular component: plasma membrane. Bases 53 to 706 code for a protein of 217 amino acids. Lineage: Eukaryota; Metazoa; Arthropoda; Insecta; Diptera; Drosophilidae. The record is from RefSeq and is a predicted model, not a curated record. The transcript is spliced from 5 exons.
UAUUAAUAUAUAUACGCCAAUCAAUUCAACAUUUGGUAUCUUGUUCGUCAACAUGGGCUGUACUUCCGGCUGUUUUAAGUGUUUCCUCAACAUUCUCAACACGCUCUAUGCGCUCUUUGGCCUGUUGAUAAUAGGUAUUGCCACGCUGAGUCUGAGCCAGGCGCCGACUGCAUAUAUUAUCUAUCUGUAUGUCGUUGGCGGGGUUCUGUUUGCAUCGUCUAUUAUCGGCUGCUGCGGCAUCUGCCAGGAGAGUGUUUGCCUGACCACAACGUAUGGAUUCAUCUUGUUGGCAUUGCUGAUUGUGCAAUUGUUUGGCUUGUUUGGGAACAGCUUCGAUGAGGAUUACAUUAAACGCUAUGCGGUCGAAGAUGUCGAUGUCAAAUGGAAACUGGAGAUGAUCGAGCCCGGUGCCAUGGAUAAAAUACAGCGUACCUACGAGUGCUGCGGACGCAAUGGACCCGAUGACUAUGUGAGCAUAGAUCGUGCUACAUUGUCGGACAGUUGCUAUCCCGAUGGAAAAACCAAUAUACCCUACUUUACCACGGGCUGCGUAAAUGCCGCUGCCGACGAGUUCUUGAGAUUCUUUAAUUAUGCUGAUAAUAGUAAAUGGGGCUCAUUUGCAGUCACGGCUCUCUUGUGCUUCUGCACUUUCUAUUUGGUGCAACGUUUUCGCAAGGAACGCCAAAGAUACACGUAUCAUUAUUAAGACGAACUGAUUUUUAUGCUCGUUCACAAACGCGAAAAGAGUAUAUUCGGUUUGUCGUAUGUCUGUCUGUCCGCCAAUAUGAAUGCAAAUUUUCACCGGAAACUAAAGACUUAAAAUUGAAAUAUAUUUUAGUCACAGUGUUAACAUUGUAUAGCCAGGUCUCACUAGGGGCUGGUGAUAAUAUAGAUUCUAUAUAUCCCAACUUUUUAAACAAAGAUCUAACCAAAAAUCUGUAUCUUCCAUGGAAUGACAAAAUUUGAUAUAAUAACUAUCGACGAGCGCUGAAGAUCGAUAAGAAAAUGGGCAAAAUCGAUAACAUUUGAAAAUUUCUCAUUUUUUGAGUGGGAGCGAGCAUUAAGCAGUCGGUUACAGCCGACUGCCGCAUUCUCCUUCUUACCUCCUCUAAAGAUCUAAACAAAUAUCUAUAUCUUCCAUGGAUUCACAAAAUUUGAUAUAAUAACUAUCGACGAGUGCAGAAGAUCGAUAGGAAAAUUAACAAAAUCGAUAACAAUUGAAAAGUGUGAACGAGCAUUAAGCAGUCGGUUACAGCCGACUGCCGCAUUCUUAUUUGCUUAUUGUGUUUAAUUAUCUCAAAUAUUUACAACUUUUCGAACUGGAAUCUAAUUUGUUUUGAAAAUUUGUCAACAUUAUUUUUAGACACUUACAAAUAAACUGCUGAUGGUAGUAAAUGCACAGGGUA